GGAGGAAACGGAGCAUUACCGCGCGAGCUGUCAACGGGGACGAGUAGCGACGAGUAGAAGAAGGGCGCGCGAGUCGGUCCUGAGUUCCGCCUCCGGAAUCGCGGCGAGCCUGUUGCACUGCGCUCUUCACACACACACACCGGGCUGACUGCAACUUUCUGCCAGCUGCACGAGGAAUCCUGUUGUUUACUUUGCACUGUUUUUGUUUUUGUUUUCUUGUGCCAUGGCUGAAGUCACCGACUCGUCCUUCUCGGAGGUGGCGAACCGAUUUGCCCGAAAAGGGGCGCUGAGGCAGAAAAAUGUCCACGAAGUGAAGAACCACAAAUUCACCGCGAGGUUUUUCAAGCAGCCGACUUUCUGCAGCCACUGCACCGACUUCAUCUGGGGCUUUGGAAAACAGGGAUUCCAGUGCCAAGUGUGCUGUUUCGUGGUCCAUAAGCGCUGCCAUGAGUUUGUCACGUUCUCCUGCCCUGGAGCGGACAAAGGACCCGACACAGACGAUCCGAGAAGCAAGCACAAAUUCAAGAUCCACACGUAUGGCAGCCCGACAUUUUGCGAUCACUGCGGCUCGCUGCUCUACGGCCUCAUCCACCAGGGCAUGAAAUGUGAUACAUGCGACAUGAACGUCCAUAAGCAGUGCGUGCUCAAUGUGCCAAGCCUGUGUGGAAUGGACCACACGGAACGGCGGGGACGUAUCUAUCUGAAGAUCGAAGUGAAAGGAGACGAGCUGCACGUUACAGUGGGCGAGGCGAGGAACCUGAUCCCGAUGGACCCCAAUGGAUUGUCCGAUCCGUAUGUGAAGCUCAAGCUCAUCCCUGACCCCAAAAAUGAGACCAAGCAGAAGACCAGGACUAUCCGCUCCUCACUCAACCCUACUUGGAACGAGUCCUUCACAUUUAAGCUAAAACCCACAGAUAAAGACCGCAGGCUUUCCGUGGAGGUUUGGGAUUGGGAUAGAACCACCAGGAAUGACUUCAUGGGUUCUAUGUCCUUUGGAGUAUCCGAGCUGAUGAAGUGUUCAGCAUGUGGAUGGUAUAAAAUGCUGAACCAGGAAGAAGGCGAGUAUUACAACGUGCCCAUUCCAGAGGAGGAUGAUGGGAAUGUGGAGCUGAGGCAGAAGUUUGAGAAAGCUAAGCUAGGUCCUGGGAAGAAGGCCGUCACCCCUAUUGACAACAACAGGACCAGUUUGCCCUCCACUAAUCUGGACCAGGUCAAACUCACCGACUUCAACUUUCUGGCUGUGUUGGGGAAGGGGAGCUUUGGGAAGGUGAUGCUAGCAGAGAUAAGGAACACAGAAGAACUGUUUGCUAUAAAGAUCCUGAAGAAAGAUGUAGUGAUCCAGGAUGAUGAUGUGGAGUGCACCAUGGUGGAGAAGAGGGUGUUGGCACAGGAAGACAAGCCACCAUUUCUGACCCAGCUCCACUCCUGCUUCCAGACUGUGGACCGUCUGUAUUUUGUGAUGGAGUACGUGAAUGGUGGUGACCUCAUGUAUCACAUUCAGCAAGUUGGCAAAUUUAAGGAACCUCAGGCAGUGUUUUACGCAGCAGAGAUCGCUAUCGGGCUGUUCUUCCUGCACAAGAAGGGAAUAAUAUACAGAGACCUGAAGCUAGACAACGUGAUGCUGGAUGCUGAGGGGCACAUCAAGAUUGCAGACUUUGGCAUGUGUAAGGAGAACAUAUAUGAUGGGGUAACAACGCGUACAUUCUGUGGGACACCCGACUACAUCGCCCCAGAGAUCAUUGCGUACCAGCCAUAUGGUUGCUCUGUGGAUUGGUGGGCAUAUGGUGUGCUGCUCUACGAGAUGCUGGCUGGACAGCCACCAUUCGAUGGUGAAGAUGAGGAUGAACUCUUCCAGUCCAUCAUGGAGCACAAUGUGUCCUACCCUAAAGCCUUAUCCAAAGAGGCUGUGUCCAUCUGCAAAGGGCUGAUGACGAAGCACCCAUCGAAACGUCUAGGCUGUGGUUCAGAAGGCGAGCGGGAUGUGCGUGAACAUGGGUUCUUCCGCCGCAUUGACUGGGAACGACUGGAGAACAGAGAGGUUCAACCUCCGUUCAAGCCUAAAGUGUGUGGGAAGGGGGCCGAGAACUUUGACAAGUUCUUCACGCGCACGCAGCCACAGCUCACUCCUCCAGACGAGCUCGUCAUUGCCAACAUUGACCAGUCCGAGUUCGCCGGCUUCUCUUUCGUCAACCCGCAGUUCGUCCACCCGUCCCUCACCAACACCGUAUGAAGGAGGAAUGAGACAGGCUCGAAGAGUAACCCUACCUACACAAACCCCAGAAUGCCUCAUGUUUAUCCUUUUCCCAAUCACUUCUAAUACGAUUUCAAUCUUAACGCCAAACAUUUUCUAUUACUUUCUCUCUUAUAGGAAUUUUACAAUUAUUCGGCCCAUCAUUUCAGUUUUACGCCAUUCAGAGAUUGAACAGCACUCGGCUGGUAUUGUCUAGCAUGGGUGUUUUUGCGCUAAACUGACCACUUAAUAUCAUGAAGGCAUGAGAUACGAGUCCGUGUUGGUUCGUACUUUUUUCUCUUGACAUGAAACCCCAUAAGAGAUGCAAAAACCUGUGCUUCCUGGUGUUUAUAGUGUAAUCCAUGCCAGUCUUCCCAAUCAGGAAGCAUAAAGUCGGGUCCUAUCAGACCUGUGCGUUCAUUAUUUUCACCACCGAUAUGUCAAUUACCUUUGCUUGCGGUCUUGCUGAGAAGCAGAUGCUCCAAAACCUUUAAAGUUUUAAAGAGUGCUGAUUGAGCACAGAUCGAGCUUCAUCUUGGAAUUGGUGCCAUUUUUGACGGAGAAGCCAAACCAAAUACGAUUGCGUCAAGUUGUUAAGGAAACCUCAUUUAAUUAGCUUCAUAAAGCUAGCUGAAUGGCAUUAAUAUUCAAGUAUUCGCGUAGAUGAUUUUACGAAACGCAUCUAGUUUGGUUUUCUGCACCAUCAUACGGUAUCUAUAUACAGUAGAUGAUCAGUUCUCGAUUAAAACUCAAAACUUAUGGAAAGCAUUACUCUGUGUUAGCAUUGCUAACAUGACACUGCUUAAUAUCUUUGCAGUCUGUACGUAAAAUAAAAUAGCAAAACCAAAUCACGAUUAGUUCUUAUCGCAUUUAGCUUUUCUUCCAUCUGCAACAGUUUACCGUCCGGGCGCUUUUAAGAAGACACAUUUGAGACUUUUUUUUUUUGGAUAAUACCAUAAAAAAAGAAAACUUUUCCUCAUUUUUAUGGGGAUUUGUGGAACAUGCCAAGCAAUUGAUUUUUUUUUUAAUGAAAUUACUAAUGAAUUAAGACGGAAUGAAGUGUUUGCAUACCUGUCCUACACACGUGAUGUGUUGCAUGCUCCUAAAUUGAAAUAACACUAGAGUAUUAUGUUGUUGCAAUUACAAAGUUAUAUAUAGAUAUGCUACUUGCUGAAAUCAUCUUUCUACUACUAUUUUAGAUUUCUUUUCAAUAUUUUUUCUUCCUGGCCUACUAGUGAUCAUUCAAUAUAAUCUUGCAGCAGUAUAUUAAUGAUUUUGUAAAUACUUCUAGGUUAUUUAAAGAGAGAGAGAGAGAGAGAGAGAGAGAAUAGCAAGUUGAAAUUUUUAUACCAACAACUGAAUGUGUUUUUAUGACAUUUAGCUGAUAAUGAGUUCCCUAGAACCAUCGAUUUUGCCGGGUUACUGUCCUCGCAUGACUUUCAAUCAGCUGACGUUAACUUUCGGAAAAUUUUACACAAUGGUUUAGUAAUCCUUUCAGUCUUGUUUUACCUGUCCUUUAUAAAUGUUUACUUCCUAAUGAAACUUUUAUAUACGUGUAUAUACAAUGCAUAAUACACUAUUGUUCAAAGGUUUGGAAUCACAUGACAUUUUAAUCUCACAAUCUCAGAAAAAAAAAAAACAGGUAGUAAACCGUACAAUUCCUUUUCAAUGAAGUGGUGCCAUCAAGCAAACAUAUUUUCUACCUUUCCUUUUACUGAGGUCUAAUUAUGUGCCUUGUACUUAUCAAUACUUACGAAAGGUACAAAGACGUUUAUUCUAUCCACGUUCACUGGAUAUGAGCAAUCGCGCGCUCUGAUUGGCUGUUCUACUACUAGGAUAUAUCCCUUGAGUAGAGAAAAACAAAAUGGCGGAGCACAUUGCUGAACCAACCGAGGACGAAAUAAAAACUACUCAAAAGCAACCCCCCCCAAAAAAAAAUAAGAAUAAAAAGCAACAAAAUAUGGAAUGAAAGUAUUUGAUGGUAAGAACGUAUCUUUUUAAAAAUUUUUCAAGAAUUAUUAUGAUCACAAAUUGCUACUGUCAUUUCGCCGGUUUGUUAAGCGGAAAUGAUUUUGUCGGACGUUUUGUAUAAAGUCUUUAUUUAUCAAAUUUGCAAAAAAUAAAAAUGCUCUGUUUCUCAAAAUCCAAUUAUUUUACUCAUUCUUGUCGUACAUGGCUUAUAGCUAACUCGGUGCUACGCGCCUCGUUGGCUAUCGGCUCAUGUACGACUCGAUUUUGUGGAAUAAUUGGUAAAUAUUUGCGAUACCACUACAGUUGUUGUUUUUUUCUUAGAGUGCGUUAUCAUUAUUUUAUAUACUAAACUCUAAUAGAGUUCAAUAGAUAUAGCAUGUACCAAACACCAAAAUUUUUUUUUUUAUUUAGUAUGUAUGUGUUUUGUAUUGACGGAAGCAUUUUGAGGGGGGAAACGGAAGGAAAUGAUGUCCUGGAAUUGUCCAUGUAUACCGUAGUAAUUAUGAAACUAUAGCAAACUUAUAGUUUAAGUGUUUCCACAUAAAGGUUUGAUCACUACUUUCCUAACAAAAAAUAAGAAUAAUUUUAUAUUAACAUGUUUAUACUGAAGCUAUACAACUUUUAUUUUUGAAAUUUUGGACUGAUUGAGGUUAUUCCAAAAUGAGUUAUUCCAGACGCAGAAUGAUGGACAGCUUUCUACAAAAGACUUCAGUGCAUAGCUUUAGGAUCAUAUUACAAUCGUUUUAUAGAUUUGAAAUAACACUGUUUGGUUUAUAUUAUGGAUAACUUUUAAUUUAGAAUUUUUUAAGUGAUGUUUUCAGACUAUCUCGCCUCUCGCCCGAUGUCAGUUGGGAUUGGCUCCAGCUUCCUCACAACCUGCAGUGGAUAAGUGGUAUGGAAAAUAAAAUGAAAUGAAUGAAAUGAUUUCCGACUUUUGAACGGUAGUGUAUAUAUAUGUGGGGGGAAAAAAACUAAAAUCACGGGUACAUAUUUGUGCAAUUGGAGUUUUUAAUGUACUGUACUAAGGUUUACAUCACAGCUUCACCUACUUAAAAAAAAAAAAAAAAGGUAGCGUGCUAGACAUCAGCACAGACGCUUAUUAAACAACCCCCAUAUGUUUCCAAACACGUCUGUAUUGUGUCUGAGGGUUGAUUGGUUGUAAAACGUGAGCUGAUUGGCUGCUAUGGUUCUGUGGUUGCCUUGGCUUUUCCAGCCUGCAUGUUGGUUAUGCUAAUAGUAUGCACAUGGAAACUUUAUUAAAAUAGACACAUAUGGAGUGUAUAAAUACUGCUAUGGAAAAAAAAAAUUUAAGAGACCAGUUUUAAUGGUGGUCACCAUUAAAAGUGGUCUCAAUUAUUUCCAUAUAUAUAUAUACACAGAGUGUGCAUGAUGACUGAAGCAUUCCAGAUCACAAAGCAUGGACUUAAUGUGGCAAAAAGAUAUCUUAAAUAACGGGAUGUGUUUCGUCUUCUGUCAGUCUUAAAAGUAAUGAAGAUAUUGAAUUUCUUUUCGUCUUGUCAAAUUUGUACUGUGUGGAACUGCCAGGUUGUAGGGAAUCUGUAACAUUUGUCCAUUUUCUGAUCUCUCGCACUAAUCCAAGAAACUCCAAAAGGAAGAUCCGACAACAAUCUGGUUGUGAGGUCUUCAAACUUUCCCAAACCUUUUGGUUAUCAUCAUCAGACGCACAACAAAAUAUCAGCUCAAUUUCAGCACCAACUAUCGAGAAGUAUCGCGAGUUAAAGGGAUAGUUCGGGAUUUUCGACAUGAAUCUGUAUGGCAUCCCCAUCGAUAGUGUCGUGCAAACACACUGACUUACCCC
Molecule: messenger RNA, 6020 nt
Organism: Neoarius graeffei (lesser salmon catfish)
Lineage: Eukaryota; Metazoa; Chordata; Actinopteri; Siluriformes; Ariidae
Gene: prkcaa
Product: protein kinase C, alpha, a
Exons: 17
Coding region: 224-2230 (668 amino acids)
Biological process (GO): protein phosphorylation
Molecular function (GO): ATP binding; zinc ion binding; diacylglycerol-dependent serine/threonine kinase activity
Source: RefSeq, a predicted model, not a curated record